This is a messenger RNA of Mycena citricolor, 5118 nucleotides long. The record is from the annotation of a GenBank genome assembly. Lineage: Eukaryota; Fungi; Basidiomycota; Agaricomycetes; Agaricales; Mycenaceae.
CUCGGGGCCAGCAGACCCUCGUUGAGAACUCAAAUAGGCUCGAGUAUGACCGCUGGGGAUACCAUCACUCCCACACACCCUUCUCGCCUCUCGCCUCCCCUUGGAGUUAUACCGUGUCCAAUCCUGGUCUACGCCUAUUCGCUCGUGCUGUAAGCAGCUCCACGAGUGGAUGAGAUACGGCGCUAGGAUCAGCUUAAGGCGGCUGCGAUGUGAUACAGUGGGUCUGCGCAGAGCCAUCUGAGUCCAUGACCGUCCUCGACAGCACCAAGGAGCAUCGCUCCAAUAGCAGCUUGAGCCCGCCCACAGAGGUCGAAGAGUCUCACGCCCCGAGCGCAGUGGCAGCGAUACGCAGUAGGCUGGGCCAGCUCGCGGCGUGGCUGCGGGUGUGCGGCGUCGAGACAAUCGGAAUUACUCCGGUCCCGGAAGAGGACCGCACAGAGACGAGGACGUACCAGCUGUUUCUGUUCUGGUUCGCCGCGAACUUGAACCUCUCGGGGCUGACAUAUGGUGCAACGGGGCCCGUCGUCUUCAAUCUCUCUCUCCGGGACUCAGUUCUAGUGAACCUGAUCUCCAACUUGAUUGCGGCUAUCUUCCCAGCGUAUCUCGCUAUAUUCGGUUCUAAGUUGGGGAUGCGCGCGAUGGUCCAAGCGAGAUAUUCCUGGGGGACGCGCGCCAUUGGGCUUCCGGCCAUCCUCAACGUCGUCACCUCGCUCGGGUACAUUGUCCUCGCGCUGAUCGUCGGCGGCCAGCUUCUCUCCGCGGCCUCCCCCUCAGGCACGCUAUCCCCGGCGCUCGGCAUCACAGCCAUCUCGCUCAUCUCGCUCGCGGUAUGCUUUUUCGGGUACCGGUGGAUGCACUGGUUUGCGUCGCUCGCGUGGAUCCCAACGGUCCUCGGUCUGCUUGUGAUGCUCGGCGUGAGUGCUCGAGAUUUGGCUCACGCUUUGUCUUCCGGGGCAGAAGAACCGCCGCGAGUCGGGACGCUCUUCUCGUAUGCCGCGACGGUCGCAGCGGCUAUCAUCUCGUGGUGCCCCGGUGCCCCGGACUACUGCGUCUAUCAUCGUGCGUCCAGUGCAAAGAUAUUUUUCUAUACGUAUCUUGGCAACUUUCUCCCUGGGGUGAUCACGGGCGUUCUGGGCGCUGCCUUCGCUGCAGCCGCCCCGAACAUCCCGGCGUGGAACACCGGUUACCAAGCGGGGAACGAUCUGGGCGGUCUGGUCGCAGCGACUCUGCAGCCUGUCGGCGGCUUUGGCAAGGUCCUCAUUGUGUCGAUGGCGCUCGCUAUCACCGCGCUGACGCUCCCCUCGAUGUACUCAUUCGGAUUCAGUCUCAUGAAUGUGACCCCGUACUUUGCGAGGGUGCCACAAUACGUCUAUGUCGUCAUUGCUACAAUACUAUGCAUCCCCCUCGGGAUCUUCGGGGAGACGCACUUCUACUCCGUGCUCGUCGUCGGUGUUGACAUGAGCGGUUACUGGUCCGCGUCCUACGCCGCUAUCAUUAUCGUCGAGCACCUCCUGUUCCGACGCGCCCGGUUCUCGUGUUAUCCCCGGCAGCACUGGGACGACCAGAAGCACAUGCCCCCGGGCUACGCGGCGACAUUCGCGUUCGUCGCGUCGUUCGCGGCCGUUGUCCCGUGCAUGGCGCAGGACUGGUACACCGGCCCUGUCGCAAAAAUCACGGGCGAUGUCGGCGUGUGGGCGGGGUUUCUCGCGGCGGCGGCCGCGUACGGUGUCGGCCGGAGUCUGGAGAGAAGAGCGUUUGGAAGGUGAUGGGAGUUUGAGUCAGUAGUGCGAGAUAGGUAUGCAUCACCGCUCGAAGUUCUUACUUCCGUCGCGCCGAUCAAAUUGAGCUGAGGAUGGCGCAACCUGUCCCUACUACGCCAGAAGCUCGGAUUUAGAAUCCUCCCCCCGGAUCUUCACACCGCUAUCCCCUAUGCAACAGCUGUGCUCGACAAGUCCCUUGGGUGAGGAUGCCAAGCACGUUUCGGUCUGUAUUCGUCCCGCUGGGCGCGCGCGGCUUGCGGGGAGCGCAUCCAGGGAAUGGAAAAGAAGAAGCAGGGUUCAGUUGAUUAUCGCGCCGUUGAUUAUCGCGCAGCCAUCGGAACCCCCCUCCGACCCCGCCAGAACAGAAACAGAAGCGGAUCCGCGUCCGGAGGCGGGCGUUCUUCGACAAGUGGGGAUGAACGUCCAUGUCAACCCACCUCCUGGACUGAGCUCCACCGGCCCGGGCGGCCGGGCGGUCGUGUUAUGUUUUCGUUUUCGGGCUAGAAGUGUGAGGUAUUUCGCCACGGAUUGGGAAGACCCAGUCGCACACGGUUGCAACUUGCUAGAGACGACCGUAGGCAAUUUCUGGAAGCGAUUUAUGUUGUGUUUUCAUCUGGUUCUGCUUCCCUUCUCGGGGCGAGCAAGCGCUGUUGGGUAUCGUGUCGGAAAUGUACCAGUGGAGCUGCUAUCAAAACCGACUGAGAUUGCGUACAAAGCGCGGUUGAAAACAUCUUCUAUCAAAUCUAAUACACUCUAGUAGUUCUCCGGUGUCAAAUCAGAGUGCCGUGUUCCGAGCGAGAAGGACUGUGCUUCAUCGAUACUCCGGGGAGGGGCCAGCUCUGGCCUUGUGAUGCAAAUGAAAGAACACUCGCGGCGGAGGAAGCGGGUCGAGGCUCCCCUUCAGGACUCCCGUUCUCGCGUUGACUCAGCGGCGAGGGGGGACUAUUCCGAACAGCAGCGAAAAGAUGCCGCGAAGAAGCGGCUUCGACGAGGCUAUCACACAUGCGCAGCCGUCUCGUGGUCGAGGCUUGAGAGCGGAGCUGGUUUCUGAAUUUGACAUGCAACUUGCACCGGUCUCGGCCGUCCUGUUGCUACUGCUGCUGCUGCAAGGACAACCGGGUCGGUGUGCGGUUUCGUUUAUCGGUGGAGGAGCUCGAGGAUCUCGGCCGAUCAUGCGCGGGGACUCACGUGUGCGCCGACUGACGUGCGCGAUGACCUCAUCGUCGUCCUCUACGACUACGAUGUGUGCUUGCAACGAGGCUGGCGGGGGACAACGCGGGAGAGGGGCGAGUGCGACGACUCACAGGCCAGGCAACGUGCAGGGUCCAGGCAGGUGUGUUGCUACGUAAAUGGCACCCAGGCUGCCGUAAGGUGAAGCAGUCCCAAUUUUCUUGCACGCUCGCCUUGAUCCGGGGCCGGCCUCAGAAGCCUUCACCCACCAAAGAUAGCGGACAUGAUAUAUCCUCGACAGGAGUCUCCCGCCAUCCGCGCGCAGAUAAGAUAUUCUGGGGCCAAGGACGCCCAAGCUGUUGAGAGCUGUUAUACAAAGGACGGAAUGACCCUGGUGAUCUCGGACGAUUGAUCUCGGACGAUCGACAGAAGAAAGUCUUAUCCCUUUCUGACAGCACUCCAAAUCGGGCGAGUCUCGAUUCAGACAGCGGGUAUAUAUAGAACCUUUUCUUCGCUCGGCCAUGUUUCGCUUUGUCCUCGCUCGUGGGCUGCUUUAAGUAGCGACCUCCCCAAGCCUCCCACCCCUCCCUCCCACCCUUCUCACUACGGCAACCUCAACGAAACAACCAUGGCCACUGUCGCACCUUUUCCUAUCUCUGCCCUCGCCGACCCGCUCAAAAACACGGCAUUUACCGACUCGCUGUCGACGAGCAAAGUCGGAUUCGUCGUCGAGCCUUCGCUGACCGACGGGUGCUUCGCCAUUGCUCGUGUCCAGGGCGCCAUCCGCCUCAUCCAAGUUCCCCGCAUGCCCGCCUCCGCACUCGCCGCGAUCGACCUGACCGUCUUCCGGCACGAGUUCAUCCAUAUCUUCCGCGUGCUCGAGAAACGCGCGAUGCACCCCGCGGACGUGCACAUCCUCGAGCGCAUCGACGCGGGCGCCGUCACGUGCGACGAGGACAGCGACAGCGUGUUCCUCGCGAAGGCCGUGCUCGAGCGCCUCAGCCGCCUCACGAGUCCCGUCGCGCAUCGCUACGGCGCGAUUGGGAUGGGCCAUUCCCGGUCGUCGAGCCACCCCCCGCGGCAGCACCGGCGCCACUGAGGCGUAUCGUGCGCGUGCCGUGCUGGGCUGGGCUACACCCGGGGGUGUAGCACUUAACCGAUGCGCCCUAUGCCCGCUAACGUCGCCUGCCAUGUUACCUGCACGCCCCCGCCACGUUUCCCGCCACAUGAACGACCGCUCCACUCUAUCUGUCCCCCUCCACUCACACCUUAGCAUCGCAUAUUCAUCACAUGUAUUUUUACCAAGCUAUCAUCCAUCCUCAUGUUAUCGACUUUCUCGGUUCUCUCUUACUACGCGUCCUGUACCCUCCGGCGUCUCUUUAUUGUGUACAUAUUGACCUGAUCCACACGGCCCAUCGCCAUUAAUGACAUCCGCGCGCGCACAUACCGCGCCGUACCAUACUUUUCUUUGUGGACCUAAUGCCAGUCCUCAAUACUCCGGUGAGAUUAUCUGUUGCAAAGUAAAGCACGGCACGCUUCUUCGGCCUGCUCGGUGUGCCAUCCAUCCGGGAAUCAGUGACAUCAUAGUUGACGUCCGCGCGCUGCGUCGGUGAUCAUGCGCGUAGACCUUGUGGCGCGGCUCCACCACCACCACCAUGGCCAUGCCGGACGGACAGAUCCGGGGAGGCCCAUGAUUGAGAUUCGAGAUUCGAGAUCCAGAUUCCAAGCGCGACGGCUGAACAUUCUUAUAUCCUCCGCUGUGCCGCGGAGCGAGAUCCAGCCUGCACCAUUCUGCCCGUCGUUCCCGCCAGCGAAGGUAUGGGUUUGAUGAGCGAAUCGCGUCGUCACUGGUGGGGCGGACGGGCGAUCGUUUCAACGGCGGAUGCGGCUUGUUUCGUCGGAGGCAUGCGUGGUUCUUGUUCAGGAUGAAACACGAGAAUAAGGUGUGGGUGCGAUGAAGCCAAGCAUGUUACCGUACACGAGGGCCAAACAGGUACUGAAAGCGUCGCUACAUGUAUGAGGGCUGCAAUGGUUGUUGAUAUGAAUGGCAGGAGUGCAUAAUUGUAAGUGACAGGUAGGGAUGGCACUCAGAAUUCUUUCCCGCAGAUAAUUUGACAGGAUCAGGAAAUGUUGUUGCGCGUGUGUACAAAACCAAUGAGAUGGAACGACAAAAUGGACUAUACCGGAG